AUGCUGCAUCACAUCCGCGAGGGUCAGACGCUCCACUUCAAGGAUCUCCAACAGCUUGUUGCUCGUGCCGGAUUUAAAGUUUGGCGCUGCCACCAGCACAUCCCGCGCACAGGCAAUGCAAACGCUUCUCUGGAGCGAAGUCUCAACGACAGCACAGAAGAUGACCUGGAAGUGCCUCGUACUCUGGAGCAGCGUUCGGUCCUGGCCGUGUUCCAUGAAUACUUUGAGUGCCGCGAGAUCAAGCCCCGCCUCCGCAAACUGGGCGAGCUGCUUCAACUAACUCGGUAUUCGGGGCCGGAGAACGAGUAUUGCAUUGAGCGGAAGGUCCUCCUUAGCUUUCAACAAUUGCUGGACACGGUCCAGUGCAGUAGGGCACAAUUUGAGGACGGUCUACGGAACUUUCGCGCCUUGGAAUUCGAUGGUCAUAUACGCGUAUUGGAAUACGAGUACGGGUAUCGAAUAAUCAGUCUGAUGCUCGGUUUGAUCAGCGAAAACUCCUGGGCCCUGGACGAAGUGGAAAGGGGGGAAACAAUCAGCGCUUUGAAGAGCAUUGCACCAGAGCCUGUAGUGACUGGGCUCUUUGACAUCUAUACCAUUCCCAGCGAGCGCUGUCCAGGCCAGUUCUCCUACCAGGAAUCCCUGGUCGCUCGGAUUGUCGCCCAGAACAUUCUGCAGCCGGGGCUGCGUUUCCGCAAUGAGGAAUUUAUGCAUUCCUGGCAGGAGGCCCGAGGGCAUGAGGGAUCUGUUCAAGACGAAACGCAAAUGGACCCUGGAGGAGAUGGAACCGUAUAUUGAGUGUUUCACAACUCCAACUCUGUCUGUAUCCACUUUGCUGGCCAAGAACGCGCGUUCUCUGACAGAGGUACUACGUGUCGAAGCACUGAUCGACUUAUCCGGAACUUUAUUCGUAUAAUCCUUUGUGAAUCUUUUAAGUAAAAUAAUGUUGAUUUAGGCAUUUUU
This is a messenger RNA of Drosophila miranda, 960 nucleotides long. Its product is annotated as sister chromatid cohesion protein DCC1-like. NCBI's taxonomy places the organism in Eukaryota, Metazoa, Arthropoda, Insecta, Diptera, Drosophilidae. Bases 1 to 795 code for a protein of 264 amino acids. Gene Ontology annotation, cellular component: chromatin; nucleus; Ctf18 RFC-like complex. The transcript is spliced from 3 exons. Gene Ontology annotation, biological process: maintenance of mitotic sister chromatid cohesion; mitotic sister chromatid cohesion. The record is from RefSeq and is a predicted model, not a curated record.